UUUCUUAUUGAAUUUCGCAUCAUUUCGUAUUUCAUAAUUUGUUUAUUUCUUUUAUUUCUUAAUCGCAUUAGUUUUUCUGUAUGUAGAAAAUAAAAAAAACAUGGCAAAUCAGGAGAUAAGUUUGAAAUGGAAUGGAUUUCAGAGUAAUAUAUUGACAAACGUGAAAGAAUUAUACAAAGACGAGGGUUUAUCGGAUGUCACUCUUGUUUCCGAAGGCCAGUGUUUUAAAGCUCACAAAGUUAUUUUAUCAGCUAACAGUUCGGUAUUCAGGUCCAUAUUUCAGCAAAACCCCCACAAGGAUCCGAUUAUAGUGCUUCAUGACAUCAACACGGCUUCCCUGCGCACUCUGCUGACGUUUAUGUACAAUGGUGAGGUUAAUGUGACUGAGGAGUUUCUGCCAAUUCUUCUGAAGACUGCAGACACACUGCGGAUUUGCGGAUUAUCUACUGGAAAUGAUGCUUCUAAAGAGGAUGAGAAAAGUGUAACAGCAGCACAAGGGAAAAAGCGUAAGAAGAGUGAACAUGAAGACAACAAUAAUAAAUGUAAAAAGCUGGCCAACAAAACGGAUUUGACUGCAUCAGAACCUGUAAAAACCUCGAACAUAACACCCAAAGUGGAACCUAUUGAUUCACCAUUAACCGAUUACUCUGGAGAAAACACCAAUGACACAGACAUUGCACUCCUAGAAGAUGCAGAAAAGAAAUAUUCUGUCAGCUCGGAAAAUACAAACAAAUCUGUUUGUACUACUGCUCCAACCGAUCGUAAUGUUAAGAAAUGGGUCAGCGAAGUAAGUAGUACUCAACCCUGUCUCAACAUAAGUGAUAAGAGUAAUGGAAUAACUGUUGAUGAUGAUAAGGAGAGUAUAGAGAUUGAUAAAGAAGUGGAAACAGUGCUACAAAGUGGCACUAUUGUCGAGUCGUUGAGUAUAACCACGGAGAACUUGAAUUCUGUGUCAAGUGAAGCACAAAAUUGCAAAGACAAGACAAACACAUGCUAUGCUAAUCCUUCGUUUCCAUGCCCGUUUUGCCCGCGAGUAUACAAUAGUUGGGGGUACAGACGGAGACAUGUGAAAUCAAGGCAUGUUACAAACAGGUUAUCAUGCAAGUGGUGUGUGUCAGUGCUUCCGUCUACAGGCGCGUGGUACUCCCACGCCACUCGCACGCACGGCGUCCCACACGAAGAGGCGAGGAACUCGUUAGUGGUCAUGGUUGAGGCUCAUGCAGUGUUGACUCUGAACGAACCCAGUGUCACCCAGUUACUGGGUCAAGUCAGUAUGGACGGCAGUGUUACAGAGAAAAUCAAUUAGGGUAUGGUGUUUAAUAUUACAUUGGGUGUAGACUUUCUAGUUUUGUUUGUGAUUUACUUGUGGGUUUACAUUAUUUUAAUGAAUGAUUGCCUAUACGAAUACAAAGCUAAAAUGGUGUCAAAAAGUGAGACAGCAAUAUUUUGAUAUUAACAUAUUUUCAUUACAGAUAGUUUAGAAAUUAUAAUUUUUAAUUGAUUAAUGAUUAAUUAAUAUAAAAAGUGUGUCAAAAAAUUAUAAUUAAUUAACAUUAUUGUACACCAUUCUAUGGCAUUCAUGGAUGCAUGAGAAUGAGCUGGUUUUGACAGUUCUUAUACUGCACACAAACAGAAAACAUUUAUAAAUAUAUUUUAUGGGCAUAUAAAUAUUUAUUAUAAGUAAUCUGUAAUUUAGGAUUUCCAAGAUGUUAUAAAUUUCUUUCCCUUUACAAAUCUGUGUUAUUAUGAAUUGAUGGCAUUGAAAUUACUCAGGAAUUUGAUAUAUACAUAAUAUUUUUACAAGAAAAUAUAUAACUGUAAUUUUUAUUUGAUCAGGCUGUAAAGUUUUUAUAAUUAUGCAUGAAUUGUUAUUGAAAUUUUACAUCGUAACAUAAGAAAGGAAAAAGUCAUAAUAUUAUAUCAAAUAGUAAUUCCGUUAUGUUUGUACAUUUAAUAGUAGUAUUUUUUUUGUCACAUUAACACCUGUAUUUUCAAAUAAGAUUAAGAGGACUCAUUUAUCUGACAGCCAACUGAAGUGAAGUGGCAUAACAAUGUUAAUCAAUCACAGUGCCCUAUUCUAUGCGCGUACGCACGAUAGCUCUUCAAGCCUAACGUACUGAGAAAUAAGUUUAGAUUAGCAUUGCUAUAAGUCUAGGGUAUAGAUACUUAACUACAUACAUAUUUUCACACCUUUUACUCAGGAGUAGGUAAAGGCGCAACAAAUGCACACACUAUUCGCUAUGUGUAUCCUAUUAUUAUGUGAUAUGGGGCAUAUAUCGCCAUAUCGUGCACAAAUUCCCGUCUCUGGGGGGCUACUAAGAAAUCGCCAGUAUCACUUUGUCCAGCUCGGGCUACAAAUCAUAGACAGCAGGAAGGUAGUACAGCAAUACAACCACGCAACCAAGGUAGUCUAACUUUGAUAUCUUUGAAUAUGGGUGUUAAUGUCUCGUUAAAGUUUUCGCCUCUUUGUGACGUAUUAAUGCAAACAGUGGCCAGUUUAGGGCUUAAUGAUAGUCCUCGCAAUUCACAACAUGGUCAGUAAUUUAUUUCCAAUUUGUACAUGCACUUAUUUUUUAAGUAUCUAAAUCAGUUUUGACGUCAAAUGUUUAAUAGAUUUUUAUUUAAAAUUAUAAACCUUCGAGAAAAGUUUUAGAUAACUUUGUAUUCUUUUGUAUUUGUCUUAAAAAAUUGACCUGAAGGAGCAUAAUAGAAUAACACAUAUCUUCAUUUUACAGAUUUUAUUUCAUGCUAUUUUUGUCUCUAUGAAACCUCUUCCUCGCCUUCAAGGAUCAAAAAAUUAUAAAAAUAAUGUAUUUUAUCCUAUGCUCUUUAACUUGGAUAAUAAUUGAAUUUAAUAUAAUCCAUUUGGCGUCAACAAAUUGUGUCCGAACACAAUAUUAUCGUUUUAAUUUGUAUAAAUAAUUUUGUACAUAUUAAAAUUUUCAUGAUCUCAAUAAAAUGAAGUCAGUUGAUUGGUAGUCAUAAGGUUCAUUAUUCACGUGUAAUGCAUAAUUCUAGUUUUUUUGUAUUUAACAUUUAGGUUUGUUUUAGUUUAAUGCGAGUGAUACUUGUUUGGGGUGUG
This is a messenger RNA of Manduca sexta (tobacco hornworm), 3082 nucleotides long. RefSeq names its product longitudinals lacking protein, isoforms H/M/V-like. Gene Ontology annotation, biological process: regulation of transcription by RNA polymerase II. The transcript has 6 exons. The record is from RefSeq and is a predicted model, not a curated record. NCBI's taxonomy places the organism in Eukaryota, Metazoa, Arthropoda, Insecta, Lepidoptera, Sphingidae. Gene Ontology annotation, cellular component: nucleus. Gene Ontology annotation, molecular function: protein binding. Bases 101 to 1306 code for a protein of 401 amino acids.